UCAUAUUCGCGUUAGAUUCACAGAUCACGUUCCAUAUUGUCAUCCCUAUUUGUAUUUCUAGAAUUAGGGCUUUACGCUUUGACUGCUUCAACCUCUUCUUCGUCUUCAUGUACUUCAACCUUGGCCAUUGUUGAAGAACGCCAAUUUCUCACUCUCUGCUCCAAUAUUGUCCCCAAGCCAAGCCGCCACAUGCCCUUUAUUCAAACCACCGUGAUCCAACAAGCUUCACCACAUGGACUCCCCUUGCUCACCACCCCCACCCCGUUCUGUCGUAGCCUACUUGGACUGAUUCAACCCAAGGGUUGUUCCCUUUAUACAUAUUUUGGCGAGGAAAACUGAACCAUUCUAGCUCCCAUGGCUACCGAUGCAGUUCUUCAAGACCAAAGGAAACGCACUUUGGAGGCAUUGGAGCGGAGGUUUGCUGUUGAGCACCUUCUUCAACAAAAGAAGAGCAAAAAGAAUGUAAAUGAAGGAGAUAAAAAAGAACCGAAUUGGACAAAUUCUUUCAUUGCUUCUUCGGUAGAUAAAAUUGAUGCAACGGUCACUCCCUCAUUGGAUGCUUCAUCCAAGAAAGGGAGUUUUUCUUUCUCAGUUCAGUCUGCUUCAAAAGAUGGAAGAUGGAUGUUUUGCACAGAUCCUGAAGAGAAUGCCCCAGCAUAUUCACAGCUCUCUCAACCUGUACAUGAGAAUCUGCUGGGAACCAGUAGCAAGCUUUCUUCUAAAAAAGGACAAAUGGCUGAUAAGAUUUUACAUGAGCUUCUUCAGAAUGGUGAUGCGGCUCUGAAGUACAUACAGGGGUCCAGAAGCAUAAAAAUGGACAAUUGGAUCCUUCUUGAUAAUUUUGUACAAGGGCGUGGUGUAUCUACCGGUUCUAGGAUUAGGGCUUUGCGGACCCAUUCAAAACGUUCUAAAAAACACAUGUCCACGAAAGAACUUAAAAAAUGUGGAUCCUUUGAUUUGCCCCAAGAACUUCAUAAGUUUGAUGUUUUUAGGCCAAUGCAUGAAAUGUGGAAAGGCUACAUGAUGCAACUGCUCAAAACCUGUGGGAGAAAUCAGUUGGCUCAAUUUAUUCUCGAUGCAGAUUUACAUGGUGCUAUAAUUCUAGUUGCUGAUUGUAAGGUAACUUCUUUCAAAGGAGUGUGCGGUAUCAUGAUUCGUGAAACUGCAGAAACAUUUGGGAUAAUCACACAAGAUGAUGUUUUCCGAGUUGUGCCCAAAAAGAAUGCAGUCUUUAUUUUCCAAGUUGAUUGCUGGAAAGUUACAUUGCUUGGGGACAAACUCACUUCGAGGAAUUUGGGCUUAUGAUCCGAUAUUGUUUAUUGCAUCCAAGGUUCAACUUUGAUGGAGUUGCAGGAAAGCACAGAAACUUGAUGAUCUCAUUUAGAGAUUCAGUCAUGAUCAAGAUCUAUAAAAAAAUUAGUGUCUUUGGGUGAAAGAAUUAGAGAUUCAGUCAUGAUGUGGCAAAUUUUGGUUACCAGGCUGCUGAGGGAGUUUGGCAAGGACUCUUUACCCAGAGAACUAUGACCGGAAGGACAACCCUUCUCCAAGUUGAUUGCACAACCAUUUGGUUUUAGGCAUCAAAAACUAAAUAGGCAUAGCAAAUUUGUUAACAAUAUAGGUUUUUUUUUUUUUUUUAAGUACUAAUCCUAAUUAUCUAAUAAAAUAGCAACUUUCUUUCGUCUUACACUAUAUACUCUGGUUUUGUAAAAUGCUGCUUUUACCUUCAUUGAAGGCUAUCGUGAUGGACGUCCCUUGAGUCAUGGGAUCAUAUAAAGAUUUUUCUAUUCAUGGUUGUUCAAGAU
Messenger RNA from Carya illinoinensis, 1802 nucleotides. Its product is annotated as ribonuclease P protein subunit p29. The transcript is spliced from 10 exons. Gene Ontology annotation, cellular component: ribonuclease MRP complex; ribonuclease P complex. The record is from RefSeq and is a predicted model, not a curated record. Bases 355 to 1305 code for a protein of 316 amino acids. NCBI's taxonomy places the organism in Eukaryota, Viridiplantae, Streptophyta, Magnoliopsida, Fagales, Juglandaceae. Gene Ontology annotation, biological process: rRNA processing; tRNA 5'-leader removal. Gene Ontology annotation, molecular function: ribonuclease P RNA binding.